Salvelinus namaycush (lake trout) is the source of this 624-nucleotide messenger RNA. RefSeq names its product regulator of G-protein signaling 21-like. The record is from RefSeq and is a predicted model, not a curated record. The coding region runs from base 1 to 624 and encodes 207 amino acids. Lineage: Eukaryota; Metazoa; Chordata; Actinopteri; Salmoniformes; Salmonidae. The transcript has 5 exons.
AUGCCUUCGGCCCAGAUGUUUGUCCGCCGCUGUCGUCGAACAUGCAAGAGAGCCCGGUCGGCCCUUCUCAAGACCACAUCCAGGUAUCGACGACAAGCGGAUGGCCACCGGACCCCGGGUCCCCAGUAUCGGGCAGAAGAUCAGCUGUUUCCAUCAUCACUCUCUCAUGUUAGAAGGUCUGAUAUCAAGCGAAGGGGCAUGUACAGGAAGGCCCCCAAGCCCCCCAUCGAUGAAGUUGUGUCAUGGCGACAAUCCCUGAAAAAACUCCAGGAGUCUAAAACAGGGCAGCUGGCCUUCAGAGAGUUCCUGAGGACAGAGUACAGCGAGGAGAACAUCUUGUUCUGGCUGGCCUGUGAGGAGUACAAGACCAUCACCACCAGCAAUGAGAUAGCUAUAGCAGCCAAAAGGAUCUACACAGAGUUUGUACAGGUCGACGCUCCCAGACAGAUAAACAUCGACUGUGGGACCAGGCAGGAGAUUACAAACAGCAUGUCUCAGCCGACCCUGAGCUGCUUCGACAAGGCACAGAGACUGAUAUACAAGCUGAUGAAAAAGGACUGUUAUCCCAGAUUCCUGAAAUCUGAAAUCUAUCAAGGUCUUUUAGAACCAUCAGAAGCCAGCUGA